AUGGGCUAUAUUCCGCAUCCUCCCAUUCCGCUGUCUGCCGUGAGACCAAAUGAUAUUUUCUUACUGUUGGGAUUGGGGGCCCUUUGGGAAUUGAUCGUCCGUUUCAUCUUGUUCCGAUACCGCGCCAAACCUCGCAAGUUGAUUCAAAAGGAAGUCAACCUAAAGGCACUCUCAUCCAAAGUAAGAGAGUACCGCAGUAAGGGACCCUCUGCCUUUGUGGAAUGUUCCAAAUUGGAGCGACAAUUAUUAGCGGAAGAAAAGGUCAUGGCGGACACGACGGAGAAACGAAAGAUUGCUUUGACCAAAGCCGAAAAGGGAGCCAAGAAUGCCAAUAUAGCGGUUAGCGCGCUCAUUUUCCUCUUGUGGUACAGCAUUCCCAUUCUCGAAUUUGAGGCCCAUCGCAUUGCGAAACUCGAUGAGAUCUUUAGCGAAGAAGAGGGACAGGCCAUGGUGGAAUCCGCACACAAGGCGUUCUUGUUUCCAUUGAGUGUCGUGGGCAUUGGACUCAAAAUUGCCAAAUACGGACUGGCCAAUCCUCAAUCCACAUCGGGAGCACUGGUGGCCUUUUGGUCCGCACAAACGGUAGUGUCCAAGAUUUUUGAUGCCAUUGAUGCAUUGAAUGUAUAA
Molecule: messenger RNA, 627 nt
Organism: Cylindrotheca closterium
Lineage: Eukaryota; Bacillariophyta; Bacillariophyceae; Bacillariales; Bacillariaceae
Source: the annotation of a GenBank genome assembly